Epinephelus lanceolatus (giant grouper) is the source of this 3291-nucleotide messenger RNA. RefSeq names its product activating transcription factor 7 interacting protein 2 (gene atf7ip2). Lineage: Eukaryota; Metazoa; Chordata; Actinopteri; Perciformes; Serranidae. Gene Ontology annotation, molecular function: protein binding; transcription coregulator activity. Gene Ontology annotation, biological process: regulation of DNA-templated transcription. The record is from RefSeq and is a predicted model, not a curated record. Gene Ontology annotation, cellular component: transcription regulator complex; nucleus.
UAGACCAACAGCUCCUGUGUUCAGCAAAGGGAAAUCACUGUUUUCGUCACUAGAGUUUGGCUAUGAAUAGAGCAUAGAUAAGUUUCACUUUCAGGUAGGUCCCUUGUCGCAAAGAGUUCUUCCCAAAGUCUGUUUGGGAACGACUGCCUGUCACGUCGGCCUCCCGGCUGGCCUCCAGCUCCACUCCGCCUGUCACGUCGGCCUCCCAGCAGCCCCCCAGAUCUGCUUCACCUCUCGAGUCAACCUGCUGGUCGCCCUCUGGAUCGGCCUUGGCCAUCUGCUCUGCCUCCUGGCUGCCCUCCAAAUUUGCUCCGCCUGUCUGGUUGACCUCCUGGCCACCCUCCGGAUCUGCUUCACCCUCUGAUCAGCUUCAUGGUCAGCCUUCAGAGGUGUUCUGUCCACCUGGUCGACCUCCUGGCCAACCCCCAGAUCUGCUCCACCUUUCCAGUCAUCCUCCUGCCCGUCUUCCAGAUCUGCUGGCCGCCCUCCCACUCUCCUCCACCUGUCUGCUCAGCCCACUAGUCAGCCUCCAGGCUGAUUCGCCUAUCAUGUCAGCCUCCUGGCUGCCCUUCAGAUUGCUACAGCAUCCUGAUCAUCCUCCUGGUUGGCUCUGCUCAGAUGUCCAGCCCUCAGUCUCUCCACCCGAGGUUCUCUGCUCCGCCCCCGUCCAGCCCUCUGGGCCUUCUGCCAGAGGUCCCUUGCUCCACCCUUGUUCAGUUUCCACACCAACAUUUGAACAAUAAGCCUCUCCAGCACACACACUCUUUGCCAGAUUGUUCUUCAACCUCGUGCAAGACUUUCCAGCACUCCUUACCUGCCUGAUCUCCUGUUAUGGACCCUGCCUCCCUCUGACCUGCCUACGUCGUCUGUUUCCCAGUAAACUCACCAGCCUUCUGUCCCUGACCACGAGUUCUCCCUCAGCGUGUCUGGUUUCUGUCUGCCUGUGGCUGUGUGGUAUCUUCCUGCCACGGCGUUUCAGCGUGAGUGUUCCUUGUUUUUGUCAGUUGCCUGGUGCAGCUCUGUGAGACACCACACACUGCCUUGUGCGUGUGUCCUCCUUUCACCUACACGUCGACCCUUAUACCCAGAGACUGUGUGUGGAAUGAACUAUUACCUGGAUACCUUUAAUGAAGAAUUUGCCCUCCAGUCCAGCUCCCUCCAAUGACAGUAAUACAAAGAUGAUAUUCUCCCAAUCUGAACUGGAGACACUGAUCGAGCAGGAGGUUGACACUGUAUUUAAAAAGAGGGAAAACAAGCUGCAGGGUUUGAUAGGUACUAUUCAACAGCUGGAUCGCAAGGUCGACUAUGAAAGCUCCAUGCAGAAACUGGAGGCUCAAAUUAACACCAUAACCAAGAGAGCAGAAGCAGCUAUUGCCUACAUAACAAAGACACAGAAAAAGGGCCUCCUGCCAUCUCCUGUUGAUAACGAGAUCAUGAGAGAAGACUCUGAGAAUGAAACCACAGAGGCCACGUCACAGACUGACAGAAAGAGCACAGAUUGCAUGGACAAGAGUGGAGAGCUCUUCAGAAUGACAGAAAUCACAAAAAAGGCACUUAAGAAGAUGCAUGAUGAUAAUGAAGUUUUGAAGGCUGCCAUAGCAGAUUUAAGUGAGGAGCUGCCUCAUCCGGUUCUUACCCCUGACGGCUCUCCUGACUGUGAGGGGCUCAUCACGUCAAUAAAGAAAGAGCCAGAAAAUGAGCAGGAAACAAAGAACAAUGUUGAGGAGUCCAAGCAGCGUGAGGAACCAAAGGCCGGGAGGGUGAACGUAGAAGGUCUCUCAACUGUCCAUAAUAACCUGGUAACAGCCCUGUACACAGACUCAGAGCAGGCCAAGUACCUGUACCCUCCUCUUCCCUCCACCACUUUCCCCUCCAUCCUGAGCAUGGAAGCAGCCUCAUACAACAUUCCCCAGAGACCAAAGGUGCUCCUGGCUCUCAUCAGGAACCCUCCUGGCCUGUCUGUAAUGUGGGAUGUGGAGGAGAAAGACCCCUCUGAGCCACCAAUGGAGAGUUACAGCAUCUUCAUGACCAUGGAGAAGCAGAAGGGCACCGGCGUCUUUCGAGAUUGGACCACCCUUGGUGAGGUGCCGGCCAACCCUCUGCCCAUGUGUGUGAUGGUCAGCAGGUACAAGCCCGGACACAAGGUGUGUGUCGCUGUAAUAGGCAAAGACAAGUUUGGCCGAUACGGACCUUACAGUAAAGUUGAAACCAGAGCCAUACCGGACUAGUUGGGAGGAGGACAUGGUGUCAAGGGAGAGAUAACACGUGAGGCUACCUCCACCUGGAUUUGCCCAGUUUUCUCAUGAAGUGCCUUAAGGUUGAUAAUGUGGGGAAUGUCAGGAAGAUUAUUUGGUGUACUUUAAAAUUGAGUGAAACUGCAGCCAAACAUUAACAGGUACUUUAUUUAUGCCCUCCAGCAAUUAGUGCAUUUACAUGGACAUGAAUAACCCACUUAUCAUGGUUAUGAUCGUAUUUGGGAUACAGUGUUUACAUGAGCACAGACGAAUCAGGUUUUUCGUAUCCCUCGCAUACAUAAAAAUCCUAUUCUCUGUCUCAACCACACACACUUUCACUCCACACUGUACUGUUCUUGAAAGGAGUUACACUACUCUUAUAACACUCCUCCAUUUUGACUUGUGCCAGCUGCCACUACCACUGUGUAGGGAAGCAGUGGAUGAAGACACGCAGCCUCCUACCAAAAGACAAAACUCAGUUUCACUUCAUUGCUCCAGAAGUGAGACGUUUUCACCACCACUAUUGUUUGUAUUUCUGUAAAGUCACAUGACUGAAGCUGCUCCUGUGUAGGAAGUCAGCGGUGCUCAAUAACCAGGAUAAGGUGUAUUCAUGGAACAGUAAUCCAGUGUCUUUCAGAGUACUCCAGUUAGGGCUGGGCAGUAUAUUUAUGUUAUCACCAAUAUUGUGAUAUGAGACUUGAUAUUGUCUUAGACCUUGGUUAUCGUUUUCUGAACAUACCAGACUGUUCUAGCUGUUCUAUUAUUUGCCUUUCCCUACUUAGUCGUCAUAUCCAGAUUACUGAUGAUUAUUCAUGUUCAUGUAAACAGACUCAUUGAUUACGGUUCCAAAGGAAGUAGAGUAAAUAGCCAUGUUUGAAGCACUUCUGUCUCUGUUUGGUUAUCUGCUGUUAUAAUGGAGCAGUCGCUUAAGCCUUAAAUAAACAGACAACCAUGAGGUGCAUUUCACUGUGAAAAAGUAGUUCACGCAGUGUUAGGAAUGUAUAACAAAUGAUGAAGUUUUUAAAUAAGGUAAUAAAGAUGACAAUGUUUUAAUGUA